AUGGGAGGAUCUAGGAACAAAUUUGAGAUUCUUAACUCUAUUGAUCCUGAAAGUUUGUUGCCUAUUGAGGACUUUGGUAGAAAGCAGAGAGUUGCUUAUUUUGGAGUGGCAAAAAUUGUUCAAGAUUUAAAGUUAAAAAAGGAGCAUGUUGAAAAAGUUAAGAAAUUGGAGGACAGAGGUGGUGCUUCUUCCUCCUCCAUUGUCCCAUGUGCAUUUGGGGGAAAGAACUUUUGCAUAACUGCGGUCUACGAUUCAAAUGAUGGUAGCACUCGUAGGCAACUGUGGAAUCAAUUGAAUUCAUUGGGAUGUACAGUGGGUAAUAUGCCUUGGUUGAUAGGAUGUGACCUCAAUUUAAUCUUAAGUGCUGAGGAAAGCUCGGUUUAUCAAGAUACUAACUUGACUCGUAAAUUAGACCGUGUGCUUGUGAACUCGAAUUGGAUAGAAACGUUUCCUGAAUUAUAUGUUGAAUUCCAAGCUCCUGGUGAUUCGGAUCAUUGUCCAACUUUGGUUUGGCUACACAAAGAAGCCCCUAUAGCUAGAUAUAAACCAUUCAAGUUUUUCAACUUUUGGGCGAUGCAUCCUGAAUUUUUGUCUAUUGUCGAGAAGUCUUGGUCGACCCCGAUUGUAGGAAAUCCAACUCAGUUGGAAGUUGAAAGGGAAUUGAAAAUUCUUGAGGAGGCUGAAUUGCUUUUCUACAAGCAGAAAGCUAAAGUCAAUUGGAUUAAAGAAGGAGGAAGAGCAGCACAAUUAGGGUCCUUUAUGACCAAGCUAGAGCUAGGCUUGACACUUUUGAAGACAUGUCCAACGAGAAAUAAAGGAACCAUAUGGGGGCAAGGAAAUGACAAAUCCCCUGGACUUGAUGGCUAUAAUCCUUACUUUUUCAAGAAAGCUUGGCCGAUUGUUGGUGAGGAUUUCAAAGCUGCCAUAAGUAUGAUUUCUAAGAACCAGACUGCUUUUGUAAAGGGGAGGAGCAUUGCAGAUAACACGCUCCUUGCUCAAGAGCUUGGCCUGCCUGAUAAGUUUAUUGACUGGAUUUGGGCAUGUUUUACAAAGCCUAGCUACUCUGUUGUGUUUAAUGGUAGCUUAGUUGGUUAUUUUAGAGGUGCUCGAGGUGUAAGGCAAGGCUCUAUUGACUCUAUUAUUGGUGUUCAAUCUGUUUUAGAUGUAUUUUACACUAUGUCAGGUUUGAAAUUAAAUGCCAGUAAAUGUGAGAUAUAUGUAGUUGGGAUUUAUGUUGAGCAGUGUAUUGAUAUAAGAUGGAUUAAAGGAUUUAAGAUAGGGAAACUUCCUGUGAGAUACUUGGGAAUUCCUUUGGUGACUAAAAAGCUUGCAGAGAAAGAUUGUCAAUGCCUUAUUGAUAAAAUACAGACUAAGCUGAAUUUAUGGGUUAAUAGGCAACUGAGCUUCGCUGGUAGAUUACAAUUGGUUCGUGUUGUUUUAUUCAGCAUAGCAAAUUACUGGUGUAGACAGAUUAUGCUACCACUAGCGGUAAUCAAGAAAAUUGAGCAGUUAUGUUAUCGGUUCUUUUGGAAGGGGGAUGACUUACCUGCUAAGGUGCUUGAGUUAGUUGGAGGCAAAUUUGUUUGCUGA
Hibiscus syriacus is the source of this 1590-nucleotide messenger RNA. RefSeq lists its product as uncharacterized. The record is from RefSeq and is a predicted model, not a curated record. The coding region runs from base 1 to 1590 and encodes 529 amino acids. The transcript has 9 exons. NCBI's taxonomy places the organism in Eukaryota, Viridiplantae, Streptophyta, Magnoliopsida, Malvales, Malvaceae.